Molecule: messenger RNA, 3110 nt
Organism: Lontra canadensis (Northern American river otter)
Lineage: Eukaryota; Metazoa; Chordata; Mammalia; Carnivora; Mustelidae
Product: myomegalin-like
Source: RefSeq, a predicted model, not a curated record
AUGGACAGAUACAGGAUAUGGGACCAAGAGUAUUUGGUACAGUGGUUCCACCUUCAGCCCUGCUGGCUAGGGGGCCAUGCAUAUGGGGAAAGGAAGAAAUCAGAGGCAGAUGGCAAAAAGUGUAAUUUUAGCUGCUGUCUGAAAGCCACCUGUGAAGGGAAUCACCUUUCUCUUCUGGACUCACUUCCAGGUGCAACUUCAGGGGACGAUACUGAAGACACUAGCACCGAGUUCACAGACAGUAUCGAGGAGGAAGCUGCACACAGUAGCCAGCAACUCAUCAAGGUGGCCUUGGAGAAAAGCCUAGCAGCUGUGCAGACCCAGAAUGUAUGUCUUCCCCCUCCUUCCUCAGCAGGAGGGAACAAUAACAGAGGUCUUCAGGGACUGCGAUCCGAGAUCCACCAACACUUAGAGGAGAAGAGGAGAGCUGAGGGGGAACUGAAAGAGCUAAAGGCUCAAAUUGAGGAAGCAGGAUUCUCCUCUGUGGCCCACAUCAGGUCACAGUGCUCACAGAGCUCGCCCAGAUUUAAGGAGGUGGAGAACAGCCUCUACCUGCCAGUGAGAGAAGGAGCAAAGGCACAUUGGAAAUAUGAUUCCCUGAUUCAGGAUCAGGCCCGAGAGCUGUCGUACCUACGCCAGAAGAUACAAAAAGGGAGAGGCAUCUGUUACCUUCUCACCCAGCAUGCAAAAGAUACAGUAAAAUCUUUUGAGGACCUUCUUAGGAGCAAUAACAUAGACAACUACCUGGGGCAGAGCUUCCGAGAGCAACUUGCCCAGGGAAGCCAGUUGACAGAGAGGCUUACCAGCAAACUCAGCACCAAGGAUCAUAAAAGUGAGAAAGAUCAAGUUGGACUUGAACCACUGGCCCUCAGGCUCAGCAGAGAACUGCAGGAGAAGGAGAAGGUGAUCGAGGUCCUGCAGGCCAAGCUGGAUACCCGGUCCCUCACACCCUCCAGCAGCCAUGCCUUGUCGGACUCCCAGGGCUCUCCCAGCAGCUCCUCCUUCCUGUCUGAUGAGCUGGAAGCCUGUUCUGACAUGGAUGUAGCCAGCGAGUACACGCACUACGAAGAGAAGAAGGCUCUGCGUGGUCACUCAGGCUUUCACUUUCCCUCCAUACCCAUGCUGAUUAGCCUUCCCCAGGCACCACUGCCCUCAGCAGCACCCAGCUUCCUGCCUUUCAGCCCCACUGGCCCUCCCCUCCUUGGCUGCUGUGAGACCCCCGUGGUCUCCUUGGCAGAGGCUCAGCAGGAGGUACAGAUGCUGCAGAAACAACUGGGAGAAAGUGUCAGCACCAUCCAUCCUGCUUCCCCAGCUGCACUGCCAAGCAACCAUUUAGAAGCCAGCUCUUCUCACUAUCUCAACCCCGCCCAGCCCCACUCUCCACUGAGGGGUGGACCAGAACUGGGCAAAAUCCUGGAGCCUGGCUAUCUGGGCAGAGGCAGCCAGUGGGAUGUGAUGAGGCCUCAGAAAGGGAGUGUAUCAGGCGACCUGUCCUCUGUGUGUCAGCUUAACUCCAAACCCAUAGGGGCUGACGUUCUGGAGGAACAUCUCAGAGAGAUCCAGAACCUGUGCCAGUGCCUGGAGGAGUCCAUCUGCAUCAACGACCGGCUGCGGCAGCAGCUUGAACACCGGCUCAGCUGUGCAGCCCGUGGGAGCGGAUCUACCUCCAAUUUCUACAGCCCCAGCCUGGAACCCACACCUCAGCUCUACAAUAAGAACAGAGUUCUUAAGGAAGAAAACCAGAGCCUUCAGGCUCAGCUGAGUCGUGUUUCUAGAGAGCACUCCCAGGAGACGGAAUGCCUGAGGGAAGCCCUGCUGUCCUCUCGAUCCCUGCUUCAAGAGCUGGAGAUGGAGCUGGAGCACCAAAAGGGGGAACGGCAGCAGCUUCUGGAAGACUUGAAGGAGAAGCAACAGGAGAUCUUGCAUUUCCAGGAGGAACGCCUGUCCCUCCAGGAGAAAGAGUCCAGGCUGCAGCACAAGCUCGCCCUCCUGCAGCAGCAGUGUGAGGAGAAACAGCAGCUCUUCCAGUCCCUCCAGUCAGAGCUACAAAUCUAUGAGGCGCUUUAUGGCAAUUCCAAGAAAGGGCUGAAAGCUCCCACCUGGGAUGCCUGUCUCCAGGUCCCUUUGAGCAGUGAGCUGAGCCACCUGAUGGCAGAGAUCCGAGCUUUGUGAGGGCAGCUGGAGCAAAGCAUCCAGGUGAACAGCUGUCUGCGAUUGCAGCUGGAGCAGCAGUUGCAUGGCGGGGGGAGCAAAGCCAGCCUCAGCCCCUCCUCCGCCCACCAGGAGGACCCUGGAAACAAGCAACUGCUCCUCCAAGACUCCAUUGCUUCCCUCCAGCCUGCAGCUGGCAUGAACUCUCCAGCGCUCACAUUCCCUAGCCUUUCUGCCGCUGCUCCUGGCUCAGAGACCACCAUUUUCAAGAGGACAAAUGAGCUGGAUUUGGAUGCUUCUCCAGUGAUGAAGAAACCUCUCAAGCUGGAGGGUGAAGCUACUGAUGGCUCCUUUGCCAAUAAGCAUGGCUGCCAUGUCAUUGGCCACAUUGACGACUACAGUGCCCUAAGACAGCAGAUAGGGGAGGGCAAAUUGCUGGUCAAAAAGAUAGCAGCUCUUGUGAGAUUAGCCUGCCUUGAAACUCAGGGCACAGAGGUGCCGGGCAGCAAAGGCAUCCAUGAACUUGGGAGCAGCGCCCAGGCCCUGCAGCACACGCUGGACGAGUCGGCCUCCCUCCUCACCAUGUUCUGGCGAGCGGCCCUGCCCAGCUCCCCCAGCCCUGUCCUGUCUGACAGCACAGGACAGUCCCUGCAAAGGGAACUUCUAGAACUGAGAACCAGACUGUCCAGACAGGAGAGCAUCCUUCAGAGCACAGCGGAGCGUCUGACGACCGCCAACCAGCAGAAGGAAAGCAUGGAGCAGUUCAUCUUCAGUCAUGACCAGGACACAUGAUAUUUUGAAGAAGGAAAGGACUAAUUUGGAGGAGCCACGGAAGAAAAGGAGCCACUGGAGGUCCUUCAAACAGCAGGAAGACUGGGCCUGCCCCCCUCUGGUGCAGAUCCCAGUCUGCUGAGGAGACCUGGAGCCCAGUCCUCCACACCUGCCAGAGGGUCCCAUCC